This is a messenger RNA of Sesamum indicum (sesame), 2008 nucleotides long. Its product is annotated as pectinesterase. Gene Ontology annotation, molecular function: pectinesterase activity; enzyme inhibitor activity. Lineage: Eukaryota; Viridiplantae; Streptophyta; Magnoliopsida; Lamiales; Pedaliaceae. The record is from RefSeq and is a predicted model, not a curated record. Gene Ontology annotation, biological process: cell wall modification.
CUAAGGUUUAUUCAAUAAAAAUCAGAGAUUUCUCUCCACUCUGGAAACCUCAAAUAAAUUCCAGGGUAGAGAAUAUCUGAUCUCCCUUGAAUAAAAAUGGCUGCAAAAGCAGCGGUUGCGGGGCUCGCCGCCAUCCUCGUGGUGGCGAUGGUUGUUGCCGUGGCAGUUGGUGUUACAAGGAAAAAUGCCGAAGUUGAACCAAGUUCUGCCAGCAAUGGCGGUGGCUCCAUCAGCGCCGGCAGUACCAAGGCCGUGCAAUCGAUUUGCGCCCCUACUGACUAUAAGGAAACUUGUGAAAGCAGCCUUUCCCACGCCAACACCACCAACCCCAAGGAGCUGAUCCAGGCGGCAUUUGAUUUUACCGUGAAAAAUAUAGGCGACAUCGUCAAGAACUCGCCUCUGUUCAAAGAAGCAGCCAAUGAUGAUGACACCAAACAGGCGUUGCAGAUCUGCCAAGAAGUGCUUGACGUUGCCAUUGACGAUCUCACCAGGUCGUUCGACAAGGUGGGGGAACUUGAUGCUGCAAAGGCCACAGAGUACGUUGAGGACCUUAAGACAUGGCUUAGUGCUGUAGUCACUAACCAGGAGACCUGCAUGGAUGCCUUUGAGAACACUACAGGCGACACUGGGGAAAAGAUGAAGAACUUGCUGAAAACCGCCAGGGAGAUGUCGAGCAACGGUCUCGCCAUGGUAAACGAAAUGUCAUCGUUGGUUUCAUCGUUGCAAUUAGGGAACGCUGCUAGCCGAAAGCUUCUCCUGUCAGAGAAAAUUGGAUACGGUGGCGACCCCACAGAUUAUGCUCCGGGUGAAGAACCCCAAUUCUCCUUGGACAGCAAUAAAAGACGUCUCCUUUCUGCAACAUCGUUGAAACCGAAUGCCGGGGUGGCCCAAGAUGUUGUCUUGUCAGAAAAAAUUGGCUACGGCGGUGACCCCACCGAUUAUGCUCCGGGUGAAGAACCCCAUUUCAACUUGGACAGCAAUAGAAGACAUCUUCUUUCAGCAACAUCCUUGAAGCCAAAUGCCGUGGUGGCCCAAGAUGGAAGCGGGCAGUUCAACACGAUUAGCGCUGCCAUUGCAUCUGUGCCUCCAAAGAAUAACCAAAUCUUCGUGAUUCAUGUGAAGGCUGGUGUGUACAAGGAGUAUGUCCAAAUUCCCAAGAAGAUGAACAAAAUUGUAUUGAUUGGAGACGGGCCGUUGAAGACCAGAAUUAGUGGCAGAAAGAACUUCGCUGAGGGUGUUAAGACCUACCACACGGCCACCGUCGCUGUCAACGCCGACGACUUCUUAGCAAAGGACAUCGGAUUUGAAAACACAGCUGGUGCUCUGGGGCACCAAGCCGUGGCCCUGCGCGUCUCUGGUGACCGCGCCGUCUUCUACAAUGUCCACAUCGACGGCUACCAAGACACUCUCUACGCCCACACCUACCGCCAGUACUACCGUGAUUGCAGCAUCUCCGGCACCAUCGACUUCAUCUUCGGCGAUGCCCUAGCUCUCUUCCAGAACUGCAAAUUCGUCGUCCGGAAGCCAGGGCCCAACCAGGCCUGUAUGAUUACCGCCCAGGGCCGCGUCGAGCGCCACAGUCUGGGUGUUACCGUCAUCCAGAAUGGCGACAUCGUGGCUGAGCCGGCAUUACUCCAAGCUUCACCACCCCACAAGGUUUACCUUGGUCGCCCUUGGAAGCUACUCUCCAGGACCAUUAUCAUGCAAUCCAACAUCGGCGGGUUCAUUGCACCAGAGGGCUGGGCGCCAUGGGCAGGAACUUUUGCUCUAGACACACUAUACUACGCGGAGUACCAAAAUCGCGGCCCCGGAUCGGAUCUAAAGGCCCGGGUCACAUGGAAGGGGAUCCAGAAAUUGUCUCCGCAAAUGGCUGAGAGCUGGACCGGAGGAAAACUCUUUGGAGGUGAUGAAUGGAUCAGGGGCUCUGGGGUUCCAUAUGUACCUACCAUGAUGCAAGUUUAAAUAAUAUUCCUAAUAAAUAAGAACAUAUAUUCUUUUAUCUUAGUUA